Messenger RNA from Hypanus sabinus (Atlantic stingray), 1688 nucleotides. RefSeq names its product tRNA methyltransferase 61A (gene trmt61a). The transcript has 4 exons. Gene Ontology annotation, biological process: tRNA methylation. Lineage: Eukaryota; Metazoa; Chordata; Chondrichthyes; Myliobatiformes; Dasyatidae. The record is from RefSeq and is a predicted model, not a curated record. Gene Ontology annotation, cellular component: nucleus; tRNA (m1A) methyltransferase complex. The coding region runs from base 131 to 1054 and encodes 307 amino acids.
AGAGGAUGUGUCCAACGUCAUCGUCGAGCGACGAAUCGAAGAAGGUCGAGACGUCAUAUUCGCGCGUCCAGACUUGGGGGUGCAUGUGUGAGGUUGUCGGUUGUCAAGGUUCUAGCAUUCCAUUUGAAAAAUGAGUUUUGUGGAGUAUAAAGACAUCAUUCAGAAUGGUGACACUGCCAUUGUCUUCCUGGGUCAUGACUCUAUGUUUGCGAUUAAAGUUCAGCAAGGUGGUGCAACACAGACUAAAUAUGGCGCCAUCAAGCAUUCAGCAGACCUGAUUGGAAAGAGAUAUGGCUCUAGGAUUACAUGCAGCAAAGGUGGAUGGGUGUAUAUACUUCAUCCAACACCGGAACUCUGGACAGUGACUCUUCCACACCGGACCCAGAUCCUUUAUUCCACUGAUAUCUCAAUGAUUAUCAUGAUGCUCGAGUUGAAGCCAGGAUCAAUUGUCUGUGAAUCGGGUACAGGGAGUGGCUCUCUUUCCCACGCCAUUAUUCGAACAAUUGCACCAACAGGACAGCUAUAUACUGUGGAAUUUCAUAAACAACGAGCAGACAAAGCUAAAGAGGAGUUUCAUGAACACAAGGUAGAUCAUUUGGUCACAGUGAAAACACAAGAUGUGUGUAAAGAAGGCUUUGGAGUGACAAAUAUUGCAGAUGCUGUUUUUCUGGACAUUCCAUCACCUUGGGAGGCUGUUAAAUAUGCAAAAUCUGCCUUGAAGGUAGAAGGUGGAAGGAUCUGUUCUUUCUCUCCCUGCAUUGAACAAGUGCAGCGCACCUGCCUUGCUAUGACUGAGCAGGGAUUCAAUGAUAUCAGUACGUUUGAAAUCCUUCUCCGGGUGCAUGAUGUCAGGACUGUGAGCCUGCAGCUCCCUGACUUUGGUACGGAAGACAAAAAUAGCCUGGACAAGCCAGCUGACACUGUGAGCCAAUCAAAGGGAAAAUACUGUACAGAUUCACAACAAGGAACUAUCCAGUUUAAGAGUGGUGCGCCUGUAAAAGAGAUGGCAGGUCAUACUGGAUAUCUGACCUUUGCUACCAAAUAUCUUUCCUAAGGGACAAAGAAAUGUUAUUUAUGAAUAUAUUUUUUUCUCGCUAAGGGAGGUACAGUGUAGAAUUAAAUUCCACAGAGAUGUGUUGACGUGUGAUGUCCUGUGGAUGCAUGCCUUAAUUAUGGCAUCUGCUUAACAUUUUACUUUUACAGAAACUUACUGUGAAAGAAAUAGCAUACAACUUGAUGCAAAUUCAGUACUUGGGCUGUAAAUGGAAUGAGCAGUGGGAUCUAAACCAUUUAUAAAUUCCAUGUGGGCAUACUGUAUUGACCUUCUUUCAUCAAUGCCUUGUUCGUUUAGUUUAAUUGACUUUCUAAUAAAUAUUUUGUAUACUGAAGAAUAUUAAGUGACUUGUGUUUAUAACAUAAUAUUGAAUACAGUUAGAUCUUUAUCAGAUCAGGCUACAUACAUGCAAAUAUAAUUUAGAUGGAGAAGGAUCUUAAUGGCUGACUUAUGAUGUCUAUACUUGUUAAUUAACAAUGAACAUUUGUGAAAUAGUGAUGUGAAGCCAUUCAAAUAUUCCAUUGUCGUAACACAAUUUGAAAAUGUUGACUAACAAGAAAAUUGAUUUCUGAAUCUAUAGUUUCUAUUUGUUUAAGUUAUUAAUAUUGUAAUGCAGAAUAUUCUGCUGUGUUUU